AUGUCUGAAAGGAAGGUUAUCAACAAGUACAUCCCUUCAAACUACAACCCGGAUGUUGGACUUCCCUCAUCACGUCGAGGGAGGGGCCACGUAAAAUUUAAUGCCAGAAAAGAAACCGUCUGGGAAGAGGAUUAUUUGGGUGUCAAGAUUUUUCGUUUCUACGUACGAUGUCCAAUGUGUUCUGCAGAAAUAACAUACAAGACCGAUCCCCAAAAUAGAGACUACGCCGCAGAGCAUGGGGCAAUACGGAACUUUGAACCAUGGCGAGAAGAGGCAAAAAAUGCGGAGGAGCUGAAAAGGCUACGGACGCUUGAAGAAGAAGGCGAUCCAAUGAAGGCUCUUGAAAAUAAGACCUUUGAUUCUAAGCGAGAGAUUGACAUCAUGGAUGCUCUGGACGACGUUAGACUAUUGAAUGCAGCGCAUGAAAAGGUUGAUCUCGAUGCUUUGCUACAAAGCAUUUCCAACAGGAAAACAAUAGAGGAGCUCGAAACAGAAGCCAGACUAAAACGGGAGCAAGACGAGGACGAUGAAAUUAUCAAAGCUGCGUUUGCAACCAUUCGAAGCGGGGCCCAAGCUUCUCUCAUCCCUUUGCAGCUCGAUUAG
Messenger RNA from Mitosporidium daphniae, 603 nucleotides. RefSeq lists its product as uncharacterized. Gene Ontology annotation, cellular component: U2-type catalytic step 1 spliceosome. Gene Ontology annotation, biological process: mRNA splicing, via spliceosome. The coding region runs from base 1 to 603 and encodes 200 amino acids. The transcript is spliced from 3 exons. NCBI's taxonomy places the organism in Eukaryota, Fungi, Microsporidia. The record is from RefSeq and is a predicted model, not a curated record.